AUGGCUGCUGCAGCUGUUCACCCUAUUCAGCGUCCGCUGAAGGGCUCGCGGAUCUCGUCGUUUUACCCUGUGAAGGACAUUCCACCAAUUUCGGCGCUCGACAGCGCGUUCCAGCUGCAGGAGUACAUCUCGUUGCUCAUUCGAAAAGACGUGCAUGACGUCGACUCCAUCGUGUCAAUACCAGGAAAAGGCAAGCAGCGGGAGGGAAGCGACAGCGAGGGCGCGAAGGGCGACGAUGCAGAGAACGCAGAGAGCAAGGAAGUGACGGUGGACGAGGCGUGCUGGAUCUACGAACAGCUGCGGCGACUUGCGCAGGAUCUCUCUCACCCGCUCAUCACGAUGCUGCAGCAGGAAUGCACGCGUCAGACGUGUCCCGAGAUGAAGGCUGGAGAGUGGUUGUACCUCUGCGUUGCUCACGGCACUGAAGGCGCAAUGGAGCAAUGCUGCGCCAUCGACUAUAUCUUGCACACGCUCGACAGCGCGACCUCGCUCCUCAACUCCCCGCGUAACUUCCCGUCCCGCCUCUCUAUCCCCGCACCUUCGCACCGGCACUUCUCGUCUCUCGCCCGCCGACUCGGACGAAUCUUCGCGCACGCGUACUUCCAUCACCGCGCCGCCUUCGCGCAGGCCGAGGCAGAGAGCGCGCUCUAUGCGCGCUUCCUCGCGCUCACUUCGCGUUUCGACCUCGUCCCAGCCGAGUUCCUCGUCAUCCCGCCCGGUAUCGUCGGCUAUGAGGAGCACGACGGCCCAGACGAGUACCCGCGCAGCAUGCUCGGUGCCGCGCUUGACCCGCGCCGUGAGCGGGAGCGCGGCCGUGAGGACGAGCCGCGCGGCGUGCUGCACGUAGACGCGCUCGGGGAGUCGUUGUCUGGAGGCGACGAGCGGCGCGAGCCAAGCCCGCGGAAGAUGGGUAGGAGCAGGACGGACACGAUGGUGCACAGCGAGAUGGCCAGUGUCGUGGAGGAGCUUGGGCGCGCCGCCGCUGCCGAAGGUGAGGCAGAGGGAUCCAGAGAACGCGUGCCUACGAUCCGCGCGAGUGACGUGCAAAAGAAGGCAGAGGAGCAACCGGAGACUCAGACGGCGGAAGAGUCGGAACCCGCGAUCGAGACGGACCCUCCUGUUGAGACGGAAGAUACUGCUGAAGAAGAUACCCAAGCCCAAUCGAGCGACAUUGCUGAACAGGUUGAGGUCGAACCCGAGACAGCCUCAGAAGAUAUUGCGCAGCCGGCUGAAGAAGUCCCUCCCACAGAGGAAGCUGAUAUCGCGUCAGCUGAAACUGCUCCCACCGACGAGUCUGAUAUUGCGUCGACCGAAACUGCUCCCGCCGACGAGUCUGCCGAGCAGCACGAGGAAACGCCCUCAGAAACACAGCCCGAGCCAACUUCGGAGGCGGAGCAGGUCGCGCAAGAGGCGACCGAGACCGAGGAGGAGACGACGGCGAACGCAGAAGAGCUAGUUGCAGACGUCGUCGCUGAACCCGAGGCCGCUGCUGAAACAAGGGGCGACGAAGAGCUAGAGCCCCUGCUGGCGGACGAGGAGGCCCAGCACGAGCCACCUGUCGAAGCGUCUGAGGCGGCGCCCGCUGAGGAGGCGUCUGCUGAGGAGGCGGCUGAGGUAGAACAGGUGCAGGCCGACCUUGUGGAAGAGGUGCCGUCGGAGGCUUCCCAGGAGACGACGGAGACCGAAGAAGACGCGGUCACUGUUGCGGGAGAAGAGGUGACCGAUGUGCAUCCCACGACGGACACCGCGGAUAGCGAGGAGGCUUGA
Fomitopsis serialis is the source of this 1767-nucleotide messenger RNA. Its product is annotated as Mob1/phocein. The record is from RefSeq and is a predicted model, not a curated record. Gene Ontology annotation, cellular component: cytoplasm. The transcript has 4 exons. NCBI's taxonomy places the organism in Eukaryota, Fungi, Basidiomycota, Agaricomycetes, Polyporales, Fomitopsidaceae. Bases 1 to 1767 code for a protein of 588 amino acids.